UAGCACCAAGUCUGGAGACUUUUAUUAUAUAAAUCACCGAGAACCGGAAGUCCGCGACUAUCUGGUCUGUUUACAUCAGCCACUGCUGAAUCCACGUGAAUUGGAGAUGUGAUGUAGCCUCGAUCUUCCCAGAACAGGUUUGGUCACAAUGUCCCUGAGAUGCUGUCAGAAGACGUUACUGAGACAUUCUCUGUCCAGCGUGAAGAGCUGCGUGUGUUUGAGCUCCGCCAAAAGACACUCGAGUCGAGCGGCUCCGAGUCGCAGGAGGGUGGUGAUCACCGGCAUCGGUCUCGUCUCGCCCCUCGGAACGGGAAGUGCUCUGCCUUGGCAGCGUCUGAUUGGUGGAGAAAGUGGUCUGGUUGCUCUGGACUCAGAGGAGUAUCAAACAGUGCCGUGUAAGGUGGCGGCUCGCGUGCCGAGAGGAGAUAAACCUGGAGAUUUCAACGAAGAGAGGUUUGUAUCCAAAGGAGAGAUAAACAGCAUGUCUCCAGCCACGGUUAUGGCCCUCGGUGCCGCCCAACUGGCUCUGGAGGAUUGUGGGUGGUUUCCCAGAAGCCCUGAGGAGCAGCUGAACACCGGAGUGGCGGUCGGUAUGGGAAUGGUGUCUCUGGAGGAAAUCGCGCGGACGGCCUCGGCCUUUCAGACGCGCGGCUAUAGCAAGGUCAGCCCGUUUUUCGUCCCCCGCAUCCUGGUCAACAUGGCCGCCGGGCACAUAAGCAUCAAACACAAACUAAAGGGUCCAAAUCACGCCGUUUCCACCGCAUGCACGACGGGGGCUCAUGCUAUCGGGGACGCGGCCCGUUUCAUCGCUCACGGUGAUGCUACGGUGAUGCUAGCCGGCGGGACGGAGGCCUGCGUUAGCCCGCUAGCCAUAGCCGGCUUCGCUCGGGCUCGGGCCCUCAGCACCAACUGGAACCAGGAGCCCAGACUCGCCUCACGCCCGUUUCAUCCGGACAGAGAGGGGUUUGUGAUGGGAGAAGGGGCGGCCGUGCUCGUUUUAGAGGAGUACGCACACGCCGAGCAGAGAGGAGCGCGGGUCUACGCUGAGGUCAUGGGUUACGGCCUCUCUGGAGACGCCAGUCACAUCACUGCACCGACCGCAGAUGGAGACGGAGCCUUUCGGUGCAUGUCGGCUGCUCUGCGUGACGCUGGUGUGAGCGCUUCAGACGUGACGUACAUCAACGCCCACGCCACCUCCACACCGCUGGGAGACGCCGCGGAGAACGCAGCCGUUAAGAGGCUGUUUCAGACGCACGCGCACUCGCUAGCGGUGUCGUCCACUAAAGGAGCCACAGGGCACCUGUUGGGGGCCGCCGGGGCGCUGGAGGCGGCGUUCACUGCCCUCGCGUGCCGCUACGCUACCCUGCCGCCCACCCUCAACCUGGACCGCACCGAGCCGGAGUUCGACAUGAACUAUGUGCCCUGCACAGCGCAGCCCUGGAGCGCUAGCGGACGCAGAGUCGCGCUCAGCAACUCAUUCGGCUUCGGCGGAACAAACGCUUCUCUGUGUCUCGCGAGCGUGUGAUUCGUUACAGUUCUGCGGAUCUCACUUGAUCAGAUCCAGAUCUGCAUGUCAAUCAGAACAUUGAUCCAUACUAGCAUACUGUACACUAUUUUAAUACUAUGCUGUGUACAUACAAACAAUAGAGUUGAUUUGUUGUCACAUGA
Molecule: messenger RNA, 1668 nt
Organism: Rhinichthys klamathensis goyatoka
Lineage: Eukaryota; Metazoa; Chordata; Actinopteri; Cypriniformes; Leuciscidae
Gene: oxsm
Product: 3-oxoacyl-ACP synthase, mitochondrial
Exons: 4
Coding region: 149-1525 (458 amino acids)
Biological process (GO): fatty acid biosynthetic process
Molecular function (GO): 3-oxoacyl-[acyl-carrier-protein] synthase activity
Source: RefSeq, a predicted model, not a curated record